CAUGAUGAGCCUGCAGCAGCGUUCUCAGAAGCGAGCCAGCUAUCUGCUUCACCUGGACGAGAUCAGUCCUCGCCUCGUCUCCAUGACAACAACAGAGAUGGCGCUCCCAGGUGAGGUAUCGGCAUCAGAUGCCGUCACCAUACAGAGCGUAGGCAACACCAUCACCAUCCUGCCCACCAAAACCAAGCCCAAGAAGCUGUUCUUCCUGGGCUCCGACGGACGCAACUACCCGUACCUCUUUAAAGGUCUGGAGGAUUUGCAUUUGGACGAGCGCAUCAUGCAGUUCCUGUCAAUCGUCAACACCAUGUUCACCAAGAUCAACCAGCAGGAGCAGCCGCACUUCCACGCCCGCCACUACUCCGUCACCCCCCUCGGGACCCGGUCUGGACUCAUCCAGUGGGUAGACGGGGCCACGCCGCUCUUCGGCCUUUACAAGCGCUGGCAGCAGAGGGAGGCGGUGCUGCAGGCUCAGAAGGUUCAGGACUCCUUCCAGCAGCAGCCGGUGCCCCCGGUCCCCCGCCCCAGUGAGCUGUACUACAGCCGCAUCGGGCCGGCUCUGAAGGCUGUGGGGCUCAGUCUGGAUGUGACCAGGCGAGACUGGCCCCUGAGCGUCAUGAAGGACGUGCUGAAGGAGUUGAUGGAGACUACGCCCUCAAACCUGCUGGCCAAGGAGCUGUGGUGUUCGUGCACCACCCCCAGCGAGUGGUGGAGGGUCACUCAGUCCUACGCCAGAUCCACUGCUGUCAUGUCAAUGGUGGGAUACAUCAUCGGCCUCGGUGACCGUCACCUCGACAACGUGUUGAUUGACAUGACCACUGGAGAGGUGGUGCACAUUGACUACAAUGUGUGCUUUGAAAAAGGUGGGGUGUACAAGUGCUAUACGAGACCUCCACGAGACCUCCUUGCUGGCUGGGUUGAAGGUGAUGGCUGUGGUGGAGCCUUUGUGCUGAGGUGUAUCUUGACCUGGUGGCAGCCGCAGAUGGAGGUGGAGGCAGCUGUAGUGAUGCUGGUUUGCUGGUCCUUGGUGGUGAUGGCUCUGGUGAAGGCCCUUGAGCCACG
Molecule: messenger RNA, 1059 nt
Organism: Notothenia coriiceps (black rockcod)
Lineage: Eukaryota; Metazoa; Chordata; Actinopteri; Perciformes; Nototheniidae
Product: serine/threonine-protein kinase SMG1-like
Exons: 5
Biological process (GO): nuclear-transcribed mRNA catabolic process, nonsense-mediated decay
Cellular component (GO): nucleus
Molecular function (GO): protein serine/threonine kinase activity
Source: RefSeq, a predicted model, not a curated record